Oncorhynchus mykiss (rainbow trout) is the source of this 3684-nucleotide messenger RNA. RefSeq names its product lon peptidase 2, peroxisomal (gene lonp2). The record is from RefSeq and is a predicted model, not a curated record. Gene Ontology annotation, molecular function: serine-type endopeptidase activity; ATP-dependent peptidase activity; ATP hydrolysis activity. NCBI's taxonomy places the organism in Eukaryota, Metazoa, Chordata, Actinopteri, Salmoniformes, Salmonidae. Gene Ontology annotation, biological process: protein catabolic process; protein quality control for misfolded or incompletely synthesized proteins.
CGUUUGUCCCCUACUGCACGCCGUAGUUUGCAAUGUUGUGACAUUCGCCCUAGUCGUCACCCGAUUUAGAAAGAAGUACUAUACAUUUUGUCCAUAUUGACCUGAAGAUCGGUAGCUGGGAAAACAUAAAAUAAUGUCAUCCAACAGCGGUAUCCAAAUCCCAAGUCGACUGCCUCUGCUGUUGACCCAUGAAGGGGUGCUUUUGCCAGGCUCGACGAUGCGGAUCAGUGUUGAAACGGCGAGGAACAUGCAUCUGGUGAAAAACAGACUGCUGAAGGGGACCUCGCUGAAGAGCACCAUCAUCGGCGUGAUCCCUAACACCCGAGAUCCUGAAUACGAUACUGAAGAUCUCCCCACCUUGCAUAGUAUUGGCACGGCGGGGCUGGCGGUGCAGGUAGUGGGCAGUAACUGGCCCAAGCCCCACUACACACUGCUCAUCACAGGGCUGUGUCGCUUCCGCGUGGCCCAACUGCUGAAGGAGGGGCCCUUCCCCUUGGCUGAGGUGGAGCAACUGGAUAAGCUGGAGCAGUACACCAGCCCAGACGAGAUGUCUGAGGCACCCGGGCCAGAUGGAGAGCUGGGGGAGCUGUCCCAGAGGUUCUACCAGGCCGCUGUGCAGUUGGUAGGCAUGUUGGACAUGUCUGUUCCUGUGGUGGCCAAGUUGAGAAGGCUCUUGGACAGCCUCCCCAGGGAGACCCUGCCUGAUGUCCUGGCUUCUAUGAUUCAUACCUCCAACAAAGAGAAGCUCCAGGUUCUGGAUGCAGUGAGUCUGGAGGAACGUUUUAAGAAGACUCUUCCCCUGCUGACCAGACAGAUUGAGGGUCUCAAACUGCUGCAGAAGACCAGAAAACCAAGACUAGACGAUGACAAAAGGGUGCUGGCUGUACGUAAAGGCGGUGUGCUUCCUGGUCGUCAGUUCUCCUUGGAUGAAGAGGGUGAUGAUGAGGAUGGUGAUGACACAGCUGUCCUGGAGAGGAAGGUUAAAGGAGCGAAUAUGCCAGAGCCUGCCCUGCGUGUCUGCCUCAAAGAGCUCAAAAGAUUGAAGAAGAUGCCCCAGUCCAUGCCAGAGUACGCUCUCACCCGAAACUACCUGGAUCUUAUGGUGGAAUUGCCCUGGAGCAAAAGUACCACAGACUGUCUUGAUAUCCGUGCUGCGCGGGUGCUGUUGGACAGUGACCACUAUGCCAUGGAGAAGCUGAAGAGGAGAGUGCUGGAGUACCUGGCUGUGAGGCAGCUGAAGAGCACCCUCAAGGGGCCCAUCCUGUGCUUCGUGGGGCCGCCUGGGGUGGGAAAGACCAGUGUGGGGCGCUCCAUCGCCCGUACCCUGGGCAGGGAGUUCCACCGUAUUGCCCUGGGAGGGGUGUGUGACCAGUCUGACAUCCGCGGGCACAGGAGGACCUACGUGGGCAGCAUGCCUGGCCGCAUCAUCAACGGGCUGAAGACGGUGGGAGUCAACAACCCUGUCUUCCUGCUGGACGAGGUGGACAAGCUAGGCAAGAGUCUGCAGGGAGACCCUGCCUCUGCCCUGUUGGAGGUCCUGGACCCAGAGCAGAAUCACAGCUUCACAGACCACUACCUCAACGUGGCCUUCGACCUCUCCCAGGUCCUGUUCAUCGCUACAGCCAACUCCACGGCCACCAUCCCUCCGGCCCUGCUGGACAGGAUGGAGGUCCUCCAGGUGCAAGGGUACACUCAGGAGGAGAAGGUGGAGAUAGCUCAUCGUCACCUGAUUCCCCAUCAGCUAGAACAGCAUGGACUCACCCCCCAACAGCUCCAGAUACCUCAGGACACCACCCAGGACAUCAUUAGCAAGUACACUCGUGAGGCCGGUGUCCGGUCCCUGGAGAGGAAGAUCGGUGCGAUAUGUCGAGCAGUGGCAGUGAAGGUCGCAGAGGGUCACAAUGUUACCAAAUCAGAGGCCGCGCCUGCUGAGAGCGUCCCCCAGGGAGCUGAGCACGGAGGUAGAAAAAACAGCAGGGGAAAGCCACUCUCUGUGGGGCAGGAGGGAGGACUGACUGACUGGCACAGCUACAGUAUCAGGCCCUGCCCUCAAACAUACUGCAGUGAGGGGAAGCGAGGGCGGAGGGCAGAGGAGCCUGACGGGGUGUCGGCAGACAUGGCAGCGCCCCCAGAUAUGCCCAUCGUCAUCGACCACAUCGCGUUGAAAGACAUCCUGGGGCCGCACGUCUUUGAGAUGGAGGUGUCGGAGCGUCUGACACUGCCGGGCGUGGCCGUCGGCCUGGCCUGGACCCCCCUGGGAGGGGAGAUCAUGUUUGUGGAGGCCAGCCGCAUGGAGGGUGAGGGCCAGCUGACCCUGACUGGACAACUGGGUGACGUUAUGAAGGAAUCUGCCCACCUGGCCAUGAGCUGGCUGCGCAGCAAUGCCAAGACCUACCAGCUGACCAACCUGGUCGGUGGUUCAGAUCCUCUUGAGGGGACAGACAUCCAUCUGCACUUCCCAGCAGGAGCAGUCACAAAGGACGGCCCAUCGGCUGGAGUCACCAUGGUAACGGUCCUGGCCUCGCUGUUCAGUGGGCGCCUGGUACGGUCCGAUGUGGCCAUGACUGGAGAGAUCACUCUGAGAGGCCUGGUGCUGCCGGUGGGAGGGAUCAAGGACAAGGUCCUGGCAGCUCACAGGGCCGGGGUGAAGCGUGUCAUCAUCCCAAAGCGCAAUGAGAAGGACCUGGAGGAGAUCCCAGCUAACGUCCGGAAGGAGCUGGACUUUGUAACAGCCAGCAAUCUGGACGAGGUCCUGAACGCAGCCUUCGAUGGGGGGUUCCCCGGAAUGUCCAACCCUCUCACUCUACCACACAUUGUCAGCAAACUGUGAGAUGGGUCCCUGUAAUAUUACCACUCAGAGACGGUCUGUCACACUCUGACUAACAUACAGGAACUCCCAUUCAUCUUCCUGGUGGAUAUGGAAAGCUCUUCCAUAUAUUAAUUUGUAUGAGGCAGAAACACACUGACCACAUUAUCUUUGUGGUGGGUGCAUAAACAGGCAGUUAUCAAGGAGGGUGUGGUUGUUACUGAUCUGUUAGUAAGGAGGCUUCUGUGAUGCAAACAUGUUCUUUAUCUACUUCAACACUUUCUUUAAGUUCACACAAAGAGGACAGGUUGAAAUUUAGUGCCCUCUCUUAUAACACCUGUUGCGUUUCCUUCAUGGUGUUGCGGAUUUGGAUCUGACAUUCAACAUUUAUGACCUGACUGGUCUGAUCCUGGUGGAGUUCAGACUGAGUUAGGACAAUCAAUCACUUAGUUCUACUGUCUCUGCUGCAUACUGGGUUGUUCUGGGAACUGGCUGAAUAAUCCACAGUGUGGGGCUUAUGUGGAUUGUAACAGUACUAGUCAGUGAUAGUUGUUCCAGUUUCUCUGCUGUAAAAGCUCUGGCUACGAACAUUUAAAAAAUAACAAGACCGGUGACCUUGACCAUGCUGUUCAUGUCCCUCAGAUUUAACAUGACUGAAUGAAUGAUGUUUACAGAGGCUUCAUAAUUGGCAUCAGCAUCAGAGGUCUGCUCAAUAUCCAGAUAAUUCUGCUGGUAUGGCUUUACACAUGAUUUUAUGUGUAGAUACAGGAUGAGCGUGAUUGCACAGUAGCUAUACUAUGUCAUACUCCUAAGGGAUACAGUCUCACUAAAUAGCCCUGUAACAGUUGCAUAAUGAAAAUAAAGAAUUUCAAUACAAA